This is a messenger RNA of Pomacea canaliculata, 2187 nucleotides long. RefSeq lists its product as uncharacterized. The transcript has 3 exons. Bases 119 to 1366 code for a protein of 415 amino acids. Lineage: Eukaryota; Metazoa; Mollusca; Gastropoda; Architaenioglossa; Ampullariidae. The record is from RefSeq and is a predicted model, not a curated record.
UGCUAGACGCUGGGUCCCCAUACAUAACGGCCAGCAGCCGCAUCCCGCUCACCUCGCAUCGUCUGGUGGGCCUCGGGCACAGGUUGUCGUUAACUGUCAGCUACACACCUUCAAGAGGAUGUCAUCGAUAAUAGUGCUGACAGUGUUCACCCUCCUGUACUCAUCCGUGGUCACCAUGGCUGGCGCUGUACUGCCCAACGCUAGUCACCUGCAGACUGGGUACCACGGGUGGCUAAAUUCUCUGGUCACUCCUAGCAACCGAGCAAACGUGUUUCACGAAGGCGUAGCGGGACCAGCCAGGAGCGCCACAGGUCACCGACCUACCGACCACACGGCACAGACUGAGGUCACACACCAGCCGCCUCCCUCUAAAACUCUUGUAAUAACCGGCAGCCACGUGGGACCGGAGGAUCACCAACAAGGCCUCCCCCUCCCAAUUAGGACUGGCAGCGGAAGUGCGAGAGCAACAGCGGGAAAGCAACUGGCUGGCAGGACUCGUGGUCACAUCAUCGAUGGGCGGCUGAAAGAAAGAAAAAGAAGUGAGCACAAGCACUCGCCAUUCCCUCCUGCUACCGCGCACUCCGCUCGAGGUCGGAGCGCGGACCCAAGGGGAGAACAGGACUCUGGCCCUGGAGUCGCUGGUGUCCAGGCUGACCUCAGCUUGAUGAAGCUAGCCAGCACGGACCAGCCGUUGGACAAGAACGCGAUGAAUAGUUUUUGGCGAGGGCUGGGCCACGCUCGUCAGAACCUCGUCAACACCUGGCUGCUGAACGGUCUCUUCGCUCACACUCCACGAAGUCGCAGGAGUAUUCCUCUAUAUCCUCCAGUACUCAUUCAACAUUUCCAGCCGCAUCAUCCUAGGCUCUUUUUGGAAAAAAGGCUUCGAGCCCCCACAGCUCCUCGUGUCUCCACAGUGCCAGCAUUGCCCGACCCUCGGCAGCCGGACCAGGCACCAAGUCCAACUUUGGGCGGAAGGCAUCGACGUCCCAGUCAUCUUAAAAGGUUGGAGAUCAUAAGUAGCUCGUUGGGCGACUCGACUCAUAAGAGAUGGCUGAACACUCCAACCAGCAAGGGGUCGCCUGUUGAGGUGUCCAGCAUGGAAAGGUUAAAGAAGUGCAUGCAGAUGAGUGUCGUGCCCAGCUGCGGGUCGUCUUGUCCGAGCGCUGACCAGCUGCUGGAGGGCAUCAUCCUGUGUUUUCUGAGUCAAACUGACCUCCAAGCUGCAGGUAAGCUUGACGGCUUGGGAUUUGCUGAAGGAGACGGAGCUCUGAAUGUGGAUUACGGUCCCUUGGGAAUCGGCGCUACAGCUCCAGCGGAUCCAGACCCCGACAACCCACUGUGGCGGGCAGACGACCAACUGCAGUGACUUUGACAAGCACCAUUCCUCAGCUGAUCCCCACUUUCCCCAUUGGGAACUAGGCGCCCGUAGAGUUUGUGCACCAAACUGUAGCAUCAUUCAAAUACAUUUCUAGUGUGCUAUAAGGCACUUGAUAGUCGACAUGCUGUCACUUUACAGGCAACCAGCCGCCAGUACAUCAGUACUUGUGACACAGGCUGCUUGCACCUUAACAAACUUGACACAAUGUCUAAUGACAACAUGUUAACAAGCUUGAUAAGGCUUAGGGAGAGCUUUUCCAGCACAGAGACUGGCACUUGAUACUUUUGUGAUGCUACUGACAAAUUUUUGUAGGUCUAAAGCACUUUUUUGCCACCAACAUUCCCCAAAUGCAUUUUACAUGAUCUCAACAUGGAAGUGAAUAGUGGUCACCUGAAGACACACCUGCAUAUGCCACAAUUCUGGUCAAUGGAACUGCUUACUAACUGUCAUUUUAUUAAUGAAAACACCUUUCUGUAAAUAUCGAAACAUCAUCUUAAAAUUUCUUUUUCUGCCAAGUCAUACAUCUUUAAUAAAUGAUUACCAACCUUAUACUGGAAAUGGAUUUGAGGAAAACUUUAAUACCAUAAUCAAGAUAUUUCUUGCAGCUUCUAUUAUUCAGUAAUCAAUUUUAUGGCAUGUAGAGGCACACUACCUGGUCAAAGCUGCUCACCACAUUUAAAACAGAUAUAAUCUUAAGCUAUAUGAUAGAUGACUGUCAACCUACUGUACUAAAGAUAUAUUCUUAAGCUGUAUCAUGACUGUCAAAUCACUGUACUAAAGAAAAAUAAAAUACGUCAAUUCAUGAAGAA